This is a messenger RNA of Chenopodium quinoa (quinoa), 945 nucleotides long. RefSeq names its product ER membrane protein complex subunit 7 homolog. The record is from RefSeq and is a predicted model, not a curated record. Gene Ontology annotation, molecular function: carbohydrate binding. The transcript is spliced from 7 exons. The coding region runs from base 65 to 700 and encodes 211 amino acids. Lineage: Eukaryota; Viridiplantae; Streptophyta; Magnoliopsida; Caryophyllales; Amaranthaceae. Gene Ontology annotation, cellular component: EMC complex.
GCCACGCACAAAACGCAUAUCGACUUAAAUUAAAAGCGGAUUGACUGCUUCGAACUCUUCUGCUAUGGCGACGAUAAACAGAUCCAAUCUUCUUCUUUCUCUUUCUCUAACGCUUUGUUUCUGCGUUCUUCUGCCAACAACUCUCGCUUUCUCAUCUGGGCUGAAUGAUGGUUUCACUAUCAAUGGUCGAGUAAAAAUCCCAAAUUUUGGGACUAGAGAUUUUGGUUUGCCUGCAAAGACUUCAAAUAUCAAAGUGAUACUCAAUGGUGGUCAAAGGGUUACAUUUUUGAGGCCUGAUGGAUAUUUUUCAUUCCAUAACGUUCCAGCUGGCACUCAUCUAAUUGAAGUGGCUGCAACUGGUUAUUUCUUUUCACCGGUUCGUGUUGAUGUUAGUGCUAGAAACCCUGGAAAAGUCCAGGCUGCAUUGACGGAAACCAGAAGAGGGUUGUCUGAGUUGGCUUUGGAGCCCUUGAGAGAGGAAUACUACUAUGAGAAAAGGGAACCCUUCUCACCCCUGUCUCUAGUGAAGAGCCCUAUGGGUCUUAUGGUUGGAUUCAUGUUGUUAGUUGUCUUCGUGAUGCCCAAACUAAUGGAAAACAUGGAUCCUGAGGAAAUGAGACAAGCUCAAGAGCAAAUGAGGAGUCAAGGUGGACCAUUGGCAAGCUUGUUAGGCGGUGGUGCUGCUGCUCCGAGAAAUUGACUCUAAAGUCAAUUAUUUGAAGAUGCUAAAUUUAUAGUACAAUAUUCAGAUUUCAUUCAGACUUUUUCGCCGUUUAUGUAUUUUUUCAUAGGUUCAGUAUUUUAACAUUAACAUUAAGUGCACCAAUCCACGUAUUUUAGGUUCCCUAUUACAUUCCUCCCCUCCCUCAGUUGCACUUUUGCAAACGAGUGGCCCUUAUAUUUUUGUAAUGAGGCAUGCAGUCAAAUUGAUUUGAUCAAUCUUAA